Molecule: messenger RNA, 1219 nt
Organism: Chinchilla lanigera (long-tailed chinchilla)
Lineage: Eukaryota; Metazoa; Chordata; Mammalia; Rodentia; Chinchillidae
Gene: Uros
Product: uroporphyrinogen III synthase
Exons: 11
Coding region: 326-1123 (265 amino acids)
Biological process (GO): uroporphyrinogen III biosynthetic process
Molecular function (GO): uroporphyrinogen-III synthase activity
Source: RefSeq, a predicted model, not a curated record
GGCGGGCUUGGGGGAGGGGUGUGACCCGGCCAGGGAAAGAGUCACAAAAUUACUGUGCCCCAGGUAUGGAAAAGACUCAAGCGGAGCUUCAAGAAUUUAUUACCUCCAAUUUCUGCUUACCGACCCUCAGAAACAAAGAAGCCACCACCCUUCGCGGCUCACGGGAUCACCAUACUGCUUUUACUACCAGAAGCCUUUUCCCUGGGACUGCGAGAUCCCGCCCCUCGACGUUGCGGAGCGUCGGGCAGGGCAAGGUCCCGCCUCUUUGCCCUUUAAGGCCUCGUAAGUUGCACGAGCAGUGCCCCAUCAGGACUUCCAGGUCAUAAUGAAGGUUCUUUUACUAAAAGAUGCAAAGGAAGAUGAUUGUGGCCAGGAUCCAUAUAUCAGGGAAUUAGGAUUGUAUGGCCUUGAAGCCACAUUGAUCCCAGUGUUAUCAUUUGAGUUUCUGUCUCUCUCCAGCUUCUGUGAGAAGCUGUCUCGUCCAGAAGAUUACGGGGGACUCAUUUUUACCAGUCCCAGAGCAGUGGAAGCCGUGGAGCUGUGUUUGGAGAAAGACAAUAAAACUGAAGACUGGGAAAAGUCUCUGAAAGACAAAUGGAGCACUAAGUCAGUGUACGUGGUCGGAAAGGCUACUGCUUCUCUAGUUAAAAAAAUUGGCCUAGAUUUUGAAGGAGAAAACUGUGGAAAUGCAGAAAAACUUGCAGAAUAUAUUUCUUCCAGGGAGUCACCAGCACUGCCUCUUCUGUUUCCCUGUGGAACCCUCAAAAGAGAAGUCCUGCCGAAUAUGCUCAAGGACAAAGGGAUUCCCAUGGAAAGUAUAACUGUCUAUCAGACUAUUCCACAUCCAGAAAUCCAAGGGAACCUACACAGCUACUACUCCAAGCAGGGCAUCCCAGCCUGUGUCACAUUUUUCAGUCCCUCUGGUCUUAGGUACAGUCUCAAGCACAUUCAAGAGUUAUCUGGUGACAGCAUCGAUCAAAUUAAGCUGGCAGCUAUUGGCCCCACCACAGCUCGCGCUCUGGCCGCCGAGGGCCUGCUUGUGAGCUGCACUGCAGAGAGCCCCACGCCGCAAGCCCUGGCCUCUGGGAUCAGAGGGGCCCUACAGCCCCACUGCUGCUGCUGAGUCAUUUGCGGCCUUCACCACUGCAACACUCUGGGGUCCCAUCCUGCCCUGCACACUGCUGCCUCUGGGCUGGAGCCCAGCAUCGGGCAGGGGCUC